Messenger RNA from Dalotia coriaria, 2688 nucleotides. RefSeq names its product SAM-motif ubiquitously expressed punctatedly localized protein (gene Samuel). The transcript is spliced from 5 exons. Gene Ontology annotation, biological process: negative regulation of DNA-templated transcription. Gene Ontology annotation, cellular component: nucleus. The record is from RefSeq and is a predicted model, not a curated record. The coding region runs from base 553 to 1860 and encodes 435 amino acids. Gene Ontology annotation, molecular function: chromatin binding; histone binding. Lineage: Eukaryota; Metazoa; Arthropoda; Insecta; Coleoptera; Staphylinidae.
GCACGCCGGCCCCCGAAUAACAACUUCCAGUCUACGCCGAGGUGUUUUACCUGAUGCGACUUAUUCUUUAAUUUUUUAUAAUUAACGACACGUUUUACGCCUUAGAAAAUUCAUGUUAAUAAUCGGACUGCUAUAUAAUCGAAAGUUUAGCUCAACAAGUGCAAUUAAUAAUCUAAAUCAUAAGUGCAAGUAACUAACAAUAAACAGGUGCGACAGUUUGAAAGUGCAGUUUAAAUUGAUUUAGUAAGAAAUUGAGGCAAAUCUGCGGGCGGCGCAGACGCUGCUUCAGCACUGCCGAACGGCAUCGGGUUCGUGCACACCACAUUCGCUAUGCGUUCCAUUACGCAUCGAAUCGCAUAUGGAGCGAGCUGUAACGUACCGGUAGUCGAAAUCGGUGGCGCAAUCAUUCGAUUCCUGCCCGAUUUCCAAUUUUGAAUCAAUCCGAAUCGAAUCCAAGCGAUUCGAAUGUCUCCGCGUCGUCUGGUGCGACGGAAAUGAUGCACGCGGGCAUUUUUCCGAAAAGUGGAUUGUAGUCAACUCGGAAGUGAAACCAUGUCCGAUGGGGACCAGCGGGAGGACGUGGUGAAAACCACGCUGCCGACCAACCUCGACAAGGAUGUGUCGUCCAAUGGUGCUAAUGAUAGCGCGUCGUGCCGAGAUGCGCUAAUGAUGGGUCAGCGACGCAAAGGACUCACCACAAUUAUUAACCAAUUACGGAUGCACAAAAGAGAGCCGUACGAAGGCGAUACGAGUAUUACGAGGGAGCCUCCCAGUGAGGUCGAAGCGCCGAGCACUCCGAUCUCGAAACAGCGCCGAAGAGAGCGUGCUGUUACAACAUCGUUAACGCCGACGGGGGACUAUCAUCAAUCGAGUAUUAAUAACAAUAAUAACAUCAAUAACAACAAUAACGUGAAAAACGAACGGCUGAGUCCUGGAACGACCGACACGUCGUCCCGAUCUGUGACACCCUCGUCGGCGUCGCACCCCAAUACGCCACCCGCGGAAAAUUCUAUGCUCCAGCUUACAGGGAGGAACUACAGCGAUUUUAUGCGAAGCCUAGCGGCCAAAUAUCAAAAUACGAGUCCUAACGAAUAUUUUGCAAGGAACGGUUUUCCACCCGGCCUUGAUUCGCGAUUUAAGAGCAACUUUCCUCUCUUGCACCCUUCUAUGGUUCAGAACGUAAAGGAAGAAAUGGCGAAGAGCAAAGAUUUGAGCUCAUCGAUGCUUUUAAACCCAUUCGCCGCGGCUUCAUCGAUGUUCCCCCCACUGUUGGAUAUGUCCUCCACGCAAACCCUGCUUGCUAUGGUCCGCAGCGCCAAGGAAGCCGAGCUGCACACCCUCCUCAAGAAUGUCAAACGUAACGAGAGCUCCUCCCCUUUGGACUUAUCAGCCGCGGCACCACCGACCAAGAGAGCGCGAUUGAAAACGCCGGUGCCUAAGCGGGCGCAGUCUGAAAGUCCCAAACCCGGCGCCGCCACCAGUGUUCCGCUCGCCUGCACCGCCGCAGGCAGGCAGAAUGGCCAUCACCACACGCCCGCCGAAGAUAUCAGCAGGUGGGGCGUGGAGGACGUGUGCGCGUUUGUCGGCAGCAUCGACAUCUGCGCGGAGUAUGUACAGAAUUUCAAAGACCAAAGAAUCGACGGCUCCGGUCUGCCGUUACUCACCGAGGACCAUCUGACGUCGACGAUGCACAUGAAGCUCGGCCCGGCGCUGAAGUUACGCUCGGUGCUGGCGAAGAAGCUGGGAUCCUGCAGCGUCUGUCUGCACUGCACACACUGCCACAAUGCGAACGCCAGCACAUCCCUCAGCAGUACCUCGGUGACGAGUCCUGAUUCCAAUACGGAAUCUUCAGCCACCUAGCUUUUAAACAUACAUCUAUCAUCACCUAUAUCAUCACGUCUCUAUUUAAACAUAUUCAUCACAUCCGAAACUGAAAAGUGUUAUUAAUAUUCAUAUGGUUUACGAGUAUAUGUUAGUUUUAAAAAGUUUGAAAAUCCAUGUGAGUACAUGUCCAUCAAGUCGAAAUCAAUUGACAAGUCCAAAAUAACACUUGAUUUAAGUUUUAAUAUGUAAGUCAUUCUUUUAUGCUACUUAAAUAGUAAUAUUUUUUGUAAAUUAUUUGUUUAUGAGACUCCUCUAUAGCGGAUCAACGAAUUAUCGAUACGUUAAGAUUGUUUACCUGAACGUUCAUCCGACAUGCUCGUGCACGUCUUCUCAUUCAUGAUAAAAUGUGUAAAAUAUGCAAUGGCACUGUAAAUACUUCCUUUAUACAAGAUAUGUGCGAGGACUAGGCUAGACAAAGACGUUUAAUUGAUUUGUGCAAUUUUAAAGUGAACUUAACAAGAUAUGAAAGUGGGAUGAAUCAAAUCGAGACUGUAUGAUAUUGAUUAUGAUACGCAAAUAUCAUAAAUUAUUGCUCAAUCGAAUAUGUUUUAAUUUCUGUAUUAUUUUUUAUUUAUUAUUUAAAUAUUUAUUGUCGUGCAAACGACGGUGCGCAUUGUAGACGUAUCCUUUAUGAUAAUUAGUGUUAGUCCGAAUUUGUACGAUUUAUAUUUGAAGGCCUACAGUGUUUCAAUAAUCCAAGCAAUAAUACGCAGGAGGUAAAUUAAUGUUCCGUCCGUGUAAAUGUAUUUAUCAAUAUUGUAAAGCCCCUUUUUAUGUCAAAAUUUAAUAAAACAUAAAUUAUUA